AGGAACAGCGCCCCCAUCCAGCGGCAGAAGUGAAGGGUGGGAGGUGCGAUUGACAGCUACUGAAAGGAACAGCCACUGAACGUUCCAGUCCCAACAGAGGGAGGCACUUUGGAAGAGCUUGGCCCUGGAAGCCACAGUAGAGGUUGCAGUCGCCACCAGCUGCAACAGAAGCUAGCCAGCAAGUAGCAGCAAGCAAACCACCGCAGUCCUGGCUGGGAGGGACCUUGGAGCAAGCCGGCAGGCAGGAGCCAGAGGAGGAGGAGGAGGCUGGCUCGAUCCAGAUCCAGACCCAGGCAUCGUGGAAGCAAUGGAUCGGAAGAGGUGGGAGUGCUCAGCUCUCCCGCAGGGAUGGAAAAGGGAAGAAGUGACCAGGAAAUCGGGGCUCUCUGCUGGCAAGAGUGAUGUCUAUUAUUAUAGUCCAAGUGGGAAGAAAUUCCGCAGCAAACCUCAGCUGGCCCGCUACUUGGGUAACUCCAUGGACCUGAGCACGUUUGACUUCCGAACAGGGAAGAUGCUAAUGAGCAAGGUGAACAAAAACCGGCAAAGGAUGCGUUAUGACUGUUCAAGCCAAACCAAGGGUAAACCUGAUCUAAACACCACACUUCCUGUGAGGCAGACCGCUUCAAUUUUUAAGCAACCAGUCACUAAGAUCACAAAUCAUCCCAGCAAUAAAGUGAAGACUGACCCCCAAAAAGCAGUUGACCAACCUCGACAGCUCUUCUGGGAAAAGAAACUAAGUGGCUUAAAUGCCUUUGACAUUGCAGAGGAGCUGGUGAAAACAAUGGACCUUCCAAAGGGUUUGCAAGGUGUGGGACCUGGAUGUACUGAUGAGACACUCCUUUCAGCCAUUGCCAGUGCCCUGCAUACCAGCACAAUGCCCAUCACUGGACAGCUUUCUGCUGCUGUUGAGAAAAAUCCCGGGGUCUGGCUGAACACUUCUCAACCUCUCUGCAAAGCCUUCAUGGUGACUGAUGAAGACAUCAGGAAGCAAGAAGAGCUGGUUCAGCAAGUGAGGAAGAGGCUAGAGGAAGCCUUGAUGGCCGACAUGCUUGCUCACGUGGAAGAGAUAGCCAGGGAUGGUGAGACUCCUGCAGUAAAGAGUAAUGAAGAAGAGGAAGAGGAGGAGGAAGAUGGUGAUCGUGUACAGGAGAUGGAGAAUGUAUAGUCCAGGUAGCACAGUUCCACUUUAAUAACCUUUUCCCCAUCACCCAGAGGUUUGCAGUACCGUGUUGGUGUUUUUCCCAAUCCUCGAAUCAGUUUCAAAGUGUCUUUAUCCUACAUUUCUUUAUAUUUAUUGCCAAGCUCAAUAUUUGCAGUGAAGGAUAGCAUUUUUCAAGAUUUUAAGAAAAUACUUUUCCAAAAUAUUUCUUCCAUUUCUAUUUUAACUAGAAGGGACUUGAAGUGGGGAUUAAGAUGUAUUGGUAGGUUCUUGGUCCUGAAGCCAAGUUGGCUUGGCCUGUUUUUUUGAAUGGAGUGGCUCUACCCUUGACCUCUCCUGAACGUUGAAUAGCAAGUGCACAUGAACCUUCAGAACAGGAAAACAUUUCUUGAACAUAGAAAUUAUUUCACAACCCACCAUAGUCACAGGCAGCCAUUUUGAUCUUGCUGCAUGCUUGUAUGGCAAGGUCUUCUUCACCAUUAUGAUCAUGGAAUCAUAGGGCUGGAGGGGGCUUUGGAGGUCUCUAGCCCAACCACCUAUCCAAGCUAGGAAUCUUAUUACUCGCUCUCCCACCCCAUCCCCGGUACCUCUUGGAGCCAUAUCUUCCAUGCUUUGUAGCUGAUCAAGUGUCUCUUUUCCUUCAGGGUGUUUUUUCCAAGACCUAGCCUGCACUUGGUCAACACAGAGGCAAGUGCAUCUUCAGAAUGCUGUGCACUAACUGUAUCUGCGUGUGUGAACGUGUUUGGCUUCAGUUCACAAGAAGCUGAAGGGACCAAUCAGACUGAGUAGUUUGGAGAAGAAUUUGCUGAGCUCAGUUUUUUUCUUUCCUCUGCCCUCUCAUUUUUCUCUUAAAAAGUAUCACAGGGCAACAGAGGAAUCAAAAAAGUUAUUCACGAAUUGUGAACAUAAUCCCUUUGUCUCAUUUCCAGUCUAGCAGUUGAAACAGGUUUCCCAAGUCUCUUUUCUAAUAGUGUCUGUACAUGCCCUAAACAAAUUGGUUUAGCCCAGAGAUGCCAGGAAGAAAUUCUUCUUAGGUUUUCUCUACAUAUUUGAAGUCACAUAUAACAAAAUAUUUUUGGUGGCAUAGGUAAACUAUUCCACUUGUAAAAUCUUGCUGUGGUGAUCUUCAUUUUCUUAUCUGAUUGUUUAAUAUGGGUUCAUUUUAUUUGCUUAAAAAAAAACCCUCCCAUCAACAGAACGUGCCUUUCCAUAUGGACUGGGAAAUUGAUCGCCCGAAGCUAUACAAAUCCAUGUUUUGGUCAAAAUCCCCUUCUUCUGCAUGAAUAUAAUAUGACAUAGAACUAAAAUUCAUGCAGGGUUUUAUGAGCACAAACCAUUGUGGAAAGAAUAUUAAAUGAUGACAAUAAUUACCCAAUCAGAGAAAGUGUAACCAAAAGGUGCUGUGUGAGUUUUUUGCAACUAUUUGAAAGAAAGGAUUACUUAGUGCUAUUGACCUCCUCUUGUUUUAUAAUUGAAUUGGUUGCUUUUGGGGGAGGGGGGAUUCCUUUGUCUCAUAUAAUUAAAUGCUUUUCAGAAGUAGUAAUAUUAGAUUGCUAACAUAGUUGAGGAGAAGCAAAUAAAGCAGGCCAGUUGUAAAUGACACAGAAUUUGCCUUAAUGAAUUCCACCUCUGCUGGGAUUGGGUUACUAGAAACAUAAAUGAUACCAUCUUUGCUCUUGCUUGCUUCCUAAUGCAUACUGUCUCUAAAUAAACUGUCAUCAACACGAUACUAAAUUUUCAGAGCUGGAUUUUAAAUUUCAGGAUUAGAUGACAGUACUACAACUCUUUUUUUUAAAAAAGUCAGGGCUGAUGGAAACCCUCUUCUUGAAUCCUGAUUAGAUUUUAUGUAUUUUGGAAAUGUGGGGUGUAUCUUCCCUUUUUAAUUCCCAAAGUUAGAAAUAUGAUCUUGGGCCCAAUAUACAGUAGCUCUUUUCAUUUUGGAUUUGUAAACAAAAGAAAUUCAGGAUUUUGGUCCAGUAGUCUCUAUUUAAUUGUUUUCCAAUUUUUGAGUAUUGGUUGGAAUCCAUCAUGUAUAUUUCUCUUCUGCUCUUGCAUGCACAUAAGAGUUAGUCCCUGCUUGGUUUCUUUUCUUUGCUUAUUUGUGAAGCAAACCUCUUGGCAUAUAAUUCCUAGGAAAUGUCAUAAAUUAUUGCUUUAAGCUUUUUAUGCUGCAAAAUCAUGUUGCGUGCUUAAGUCGUGCUAGGAUGAAACUGCAACUAGUACGCAAUUGUAUAAAAGCCCUGUUGAAAAGGAAAUGCAGUCGGGCUGUCUUCACAGAAUCCUCAAGCCAGAUUGAUGCAUUUAUUUCCUUUUUAACCAAUGAUUUGAUAGUGUGAUGUUCAUUAACAAGAAUUUAGAAAAUUCUUCAAUUCUUUGUCUUUCAAAUACACACUCAUCACCACUGUCGCCACCUUACCACUGAUAUGUACCUUAAUUGUAACAGUAUCUUAAUGUACAGUCUUGUUGGGGAAUAUUAGUUUUGUAAUAAAAUGUUUUUCAUACAUUUAA
Thamnophis sirtalis is the source of this 3667-nucleotide messenger RNA. Lineage: Eukaryota; Metazoa; Chordata; Lepidosauria; Squamata; Natricidae. The record is from RefSeq and is a predicted model, not a curated record.